Ilex paraguariensis (yerba mate) is the source of this 327-nucleotide messenger RNA. Lineage: Eukaryota; Viridiplantae; Streptophyta; Magnoliopsida; Aquifoliales; Aquifoliaceae. The record is from the annotation of a GenBank genome assembly.
CACAACAAAGCAGACCAGCAAAACAGAACAGUCCAGCAAUUGGACCUUCAGAUCAUUCAGCAAAACAACAACUCCAUGCUCCAGAUCAGUACAGAAUUGCAGAGAACAAUCAAUGCAGUCCAAUGCAAAGCAAGAACUCCAUCUCCUCCAUCCAUCAUUCCACAACAACAAUAUCUGUGUUCUAAUCCCUUUGCCACAGAUCAAUUCUUGGAAAACCAUGCUACCACAACAUUGCAGUUGUUGAGAAUGCACUGCCAGAUCAGUAAUUCCAGCAGACAGAACAUAAAUCUAGCAAAGCCAGUAUUAGCACCCUCUGAUUAUAGCUAA